Messenger RNA from Trichoplax adhaerens, 1905 nucleotides. RefSeq lists its product as uncharacterized. Lineage: Eukaryota; Metazoa; Placozoa; Uniplacotomia; Trichoplacea; Trichoplacidae. Bases 1 to 1905 code for a protein of 634 amino acids. Gene Ontology annotation, biological process: SRP-dependent cotranslational protein targeting to membrane. The transcript is spliced from 14 exons. The record is from RefSeq and is a predicted model, not a curated record. Gene Ontology annotation, cellular component: signal recognition particle, endoplasmic reticulum targeting. Gene Ontology annotation, molecular function: endoplasmic reticulum signal sequence receptor activity; ATP binding; 7S RNA binding.
AUGACUGUCGGUGGAAAGGAAGAGACCCACCAAGACGAUUUGGCCAAUGAAGCCAUUAAAGUUCCUUUGGAAGUUUUGUUAGUCAUCAAAAAUGCACAAAAUCAGCACGGUUUACGCCAUGGCGAUUACCAACGAUACAGGAAGAAGGCAAUAACCACGGAAAUUGCAUCCAAAGACGUUCGGUACCUUUACUUGCCGCUAAUGUGUGCCGAACGCGCCUGGAGUUAUGCUAUGGAGUUGAAGCAGUUAUCCAAUACUGAAAUACGAAAAAGAUUCCAUUUGAUUCGCCGAAUGAAGAAAGCAGUUUAUUAUGCUAAAAUGUUACACGAAUUAAGCGAUGAUGAAGGCUACGAUGCUCGCACCAAACUAGAAGCUCAGGCUUAUUACUCAUGGAUGGCAGCUAACCUAAACUUUGAACUACAAUUAUGGGACAAGUCAUAUGAACUCUUCUCUCGUGCAAAAAAAAUCUAUGAAGAAUUGGCUGGAAUUUUAAUAGAAAGUGAAGCUGCAACCUACAGUCAGCGUGCUAACGAAGUUGCACCAAAUAUUCGCUACUGCCUGUUUAAUUUAGAUGAAUCAAGUGCUGAUGUUAAAGAAUUAAUGCAAUUGAAGAAUGCUCCUGGCGGCUCAGAUCUAUUAGCUGCUAAAAUUAACCGGACUAUUACUCAAUUAAGAGAAAAACAAGCGGCUACCCUUCACGAAGUGAUAUGGCUUGGUAAGAAACUUCCCAUAGUCUCUGAAGAAAUUCGUGUUUUGGUUCUCCGUUAUCAUGGUCUUUCGGAAGAAUUGGCUAGAGCCACAGAUUAUGACAGUAGAAUUGAUGUCUAUGACGGUAUCUUGAUGGAGUGCAAAGACGCUUUGCAAAUACUUAAAGAUUCGCUAAAAUCAGACGCAUCGGCAUCCGCAAAGAAUUUUCAUUCUAGAGGGGAAUCCCAGGCUCUUGACCUCUUAUCAUACGUUUCACACCUUAAAUAUUGCAUAACGAUUGAGAGAAAUAUUGUCAUGGCUGAUUCUCUGGAAGAGCGUAUGCAACUACCUGAAAGUACUGGUUCUAGUAAAUCGAAAAAUAAACCGACUAAACCAGACGAUUUAGUUAGGCUGUAUGAUAUUGCAUUACAGAUUGAUAAGAUAUACUCAUCUACAGUUGCUAAGUGUUACCACGUUGGAUUGACCUAUGUAUUUGCUAAUAAGUGGCACGAAGCUAUGGCAUUAUUUGAAAAGACUAUAACUCGGUGUAGUGAUGCUAUUGAAAGAUUCAAGGAAUGCGAAGAAAGGAAAUCCCAAUUAUAUUUACAGCGGCUUGAACGAUUUAUUUCUAUGGCGCGUGGACAAAAGUGUGUAGCUCAUGCAAAAUUGCUAUCAGGUGACGAUUUAGAAGGAAGUACCAUUGAGUCGAUCGAGCAGUUACGCCAACAGCCUCUUAGCGAAAGAUUAGAUGUUUAUUAUUCGGAUCCUUCGACAUUGACGGACAAGCCAAAUUUAGUUGAAUUUCCGCCGCAAUUCGAACCUAUCCCUUGUAAACCUCUUUUCUUUGACAUUGCUAAUAAUUACGUGGAGUUUCCAUCUUUGGAUCAUCGUAUGGAACAAAAGAAAAGCGGUGGUAUUGGUGGCUUGUUGUAUUGCUCCAAUUUUGCUUCAAUUGAUGCAACUGUUAUCCCUGUAACUGUAAAGAAAAUGAUCUCGAUUUUGAAUAUAGAUGUGAUGCUGGUGCAUAGUAUUCGGCAGCGACAUUUAAAUGAAUCGCAUAAAGCACUGCAAGAAAAGAAUGAAAGCAUGCACGGUGAUACUCAUGAAUUGGAACGACCAUUCUUAGUUUUCGUAAUACAAAAUCGUACAGAUAAUGAAGGAACCUGUCAGCUUCCAGAAGCUCAAGUUGAUAGAUUUACACUAAAAAAAUCUCCUUGA